This is a messenger RNA of Lepidothrix coronata (blue-crowned manakin), 3080 nucleotides long. RefSeq names its product G protein-coupled receptor 88 (gene GPR88). Gene Ontology annotation, biological process: G protein-coupled receptor signaling pathway. NCBI's taxonomy places the organism in Eukaryota, Metazoa, Chordata, Aves, Passeriformes, Pipridae. Bases 1989 to 3080 code for a protein of 363 amino acids. Gene Ontology annotation, cellular component: membrane. The transcript has a single exon. Gene Ontology annotation, molecular function: G protein-coupled receptor activity. The record is from RefSeq and is a predicted model, not a curated record.
CUGGGAGAACAAGCUGUAGCACAUAAGAUCUUAAAAGACAGGAAUGGAUGUGUUAAAUAAAUCUAAAGGUCUCUAAUGGGCCUAUGCUACUGUGGCUAGUAUCUUUUGAAACUGUUAAUCAUCUCUUUUUAAAGUAUGCUUUAUGAAGCUUUUUGGUUAGGGAGCUAUUUCUUGUUACAAAUUCAGAGAAUAUUUUUCAAUUACAGUACUGCAGAAAGAGGAGGAUUUUAGUUUCUAUAAUAACUGUUCUUUACUGACAGCUAAACAAUGAAAGGCCUCAAAAGGUUUGACACUUGAUUAGAUCUACACUGUAAAGUGCAGCAGGCAAAAAAUAUGGUAAUUAAGGGCCUGAUCAAGUAAAUCACUCAAGUAUGUCUUUAACCUUAAGCACAUGAGCAAUCUAAUUAAAAGAGAGCAUAGAUAUUCAUGUUAGUAACAAAGCCACCUUUGGAUCAAUAGUUCUGUCAACUGCAAACAUGAGCCUUCCUGUCGAAUAAGAAAUGUGCUGUAUUGCAACAAAAUAACCCAUUAACCCACACAAAUUAACUUUGUUAACUUAAAAAACCGCAUAUUGUAACUAUAACUACCUCCUAAUAUAUGAUGUUGGUAUUAUCAUUUGGUAGCAUCGGGACUUACGAAUGUCUAAAAAUGCCUUGCAAAGGUAUCUUUGGCCAAUGUACAGAUCAUACCUUAUGAGCUGAGAUUGUUUGCUUCUGUUGCCUACAUAUAACCUACCUGCAAAAGCAACUUUUCUCCUUAACUCAUCACAAAAUUAAUCAGCAUUUUUUUUCUGGAAACCUUUUGAGAGGAAAGAGAAGUUCUUUUACUGAGUUUCUUAUUCUUUUCCAAGGGUAGAGUUCCUGGGAGAAUCCCACUACUAAUUAUUAUCCGUUUGGAAUGGGACUGUUAGUUCCUACUCUUCAACAAGUUUUUAGUCCACCUGAAAACCUGUCACUUGUCUGUGAAGGAACUAAUUUUGAUGCAAGAGCAUUUCAAAUGCUAUGCUGGUUCUGUGUUAUCUGUGUACUUACCAGCACCAGCAUUCACCUCCAGCAGGUUGGCAAUGCAGGAUUUCCUGCAGGCUGAGACAGGCCGAGGUUUAUGAAGAAACGUAAAAUGUUUAGAUUGAGAACCAAAUAAGAAGUACUGUCUUACCAAGGAUCAAUGUAUCUAUUGUGUUUGAAAUAUUUAAUUUGGAAAGUAUAUUGCUAUUAUAGAGCAGUUCUAAAAUUAACUAAGCUUGCAGAAGCAUAGUGAACUUUCUUUUAACAAAAAAUAAGAUCAGAAAAAAAUCAGUUUAAGUGAGUAUUUAGCAAAGGAGUUUCUACAGUAAAUAGAUUGUAUUUCAGACAGAAGUGACUGAUACUAGUUUGAAACCUUGCUUCAAAUGAAAGUUGUGUAAAUGGGUUAGAACCAGAAAACUGGUAAGGUAGGGAAAAAAAGAGUCAGACUGUGUAGUUGGAGUAUUUCUGGAGCAUGAUAGGGUUUGGUUUUUUUUUUUUUCUUCUUGAUUUAACAAGUUGAAAAUCUGCUGAAUAAUUCAUGAAGAGUGGAAGGGCUGAAUCUUCCUGGAAUGAUAUACAGUGUGCGUACUGUGGCACAGGAGAAACUGCAAAGCUUUGUAUCAGUUGCUGCCGUUCCUGCUGCCGAUUGCAAGGUGCUGCUGCUUUUGGUGUUUUCACAGCUACAGAAACCUCAGUCGUGCUCUGGUCUGCCAACAGCCAUUUGCCUCCCUAUGGACCCACCUUCACUAGCUACAAUCUGUGGAAUCUCUUGCUGCCUACCUGCCUUGGACACUGCUGUUCUUUGGAUCGUUACUGCAAACUGUGUUUUCUGCACCUUGCAGCUUGUAUGACUGAAACCUGCCUUAGAGUCUCUCAGCUGCACAUCCUCCCGUGUGCUUGGUGAGGACUCCUGCAGCUGAACUUCUGACCCAGACAAGGAUGGGAUUUACAGGGCAAAGUCAAAACUGAGCUGCAUUCAGCGAGAUGCCCAACGCCUCUUCCUGGAGUGCUAGCUCGCCUCUGCUGCUGCUCUGGGAGGACUCCUCCGGGACCCGCAUCUUUCUCUCGCUGCUCUACGCAGUCUUAGCUAUCUCAGGGACUUUAUCCAAUGUGAUGGUCAUCUAUUUAGUCUUCUCCUUCAAGAAGCUGCAGACAACCAGCAAUGCCUUCAUCGUGAACGGCUGUGCGGCAGACCUAAGCGUGUGCGCCCUGUGGAUGCCCCAGGAGGCUGUGCUGGGGCUGCUGCCUCCCAAUUCCUCCUCCCUUCGCUCGGCGGAGUAUCGGCUGCUCCGAGGGGGGCUCCUGGGCCUCGGCCUCACCGUCUCGCUGGCUUCGCACCUGCUGGUGGCUUUCAACAGGUACGUGCUCAUCACCAAGCUGCCCAGCGUGUACCAGGCCCUCUACCAGCGGAAGCACACGGGCUGCAUGAUCGGGCUCUCCUGGGCCCUCGCCCUGCUCCCGGUCCCGCUGCUGCCCGGGCUCUGGACCCUGGGCUCGGCCCAGUCGGACGGCAGCUCUCGCUACACCGCCCUGCUCCUCGCCCUGGCCGUGCUGGGCCAGACGGCGCUGCUGCUGCACUGCUACCUCGGUAUCGUGCGGCGGGUGCGCGGCAGCGCCAAGCGGGUCAGCGUCCUCAACUUCCACCUGCUCCACCAGCUGCCUUUCCCCGCCGCCCCGCCGCCGCCCCGCCGCGCCCAGCGCCGCCUCAGCAGCGUCUCCGUCCUGCUGCUCUGCUGCGUGUUCCUGCUGGGCACCCAGCCACUGGUGUGGGUGAGCCUCCUGGGCUUCUUCCUGCGCCCGGCGCCGCCGGCGCUGCAGGCCGCCAGCUGGCUGCUGCUCUGCUCGCUCUCGGCGCUCAACCCGCUGCUCUACACGUGGCGCAGCGAGGAGUUCCGCCGGGCCGCCCGCUCCGUGCUGCCCCGCGCCGAGGGCCCGGGGGCCGCCCCGCGCCCCAGCGCCGCCGCGGGCGCCGCCGCCGCCCCGCCCUGCCCGCAGCUGCCGCGCCGCCGGGGCACGGCCACGGCCACGGCCACGGCCACGGGGAGCGGCGCCAGCGCCGCGGCCGCGCCGCGCUGA